This is a messenger RNA of Brenthis ino (lesser marbled fritillary), 2028 nucleotides long. The record is from the annotation of a GenBank genome assembly. NCBI's taxonomy places the organism in Eukaryota, Metazoa, Arthropoda, Insecta, Lepidoptera, Nymphalidae.
AUGCUCAGAGCAGUAACAAGCAUUUAUAUCGAGAGACAAUCAAUUGCUCGAAAAGAUAUUUUUAAAGUGUUUCGCGUAUGUUCUUAUUCGAGUGCCUCUUCUGGAGAUCAACGCACAAGGAAAUUGAAAAAAUACAAAACGACUGUUUUGAGUCAUCACAAUAGUAUAAGGAAUCCCAAUGGUGAGCAAACGCGCCCGCCCCCAGCCGGCGCGGCGGGCGUCGGCGCAGUCCCGGGGGGCGCCGCCCGGCCGCCGCCGCCCCCUCCCCGCUCGCCGCGCACCUGGUCUGCCCUAGCCGCCCUUGCAAUCACAGCAUCACUUGGUGGUGUAUACUACUACCGUAAGCAGAAUGAUAUUCCUGAAGACACAAUUACAGCCAAAGAUGAGAGUAAUGUAAACGCGAAAGCCGGGGAGGGUGACGAGAGAGAGGAGGCGGCGAGCCCCGCCUCGGCGGAGGCGCUGCCGGCGCACGUGCAGUACCUGCUGGUGGGCGGCGGCACCGCCUCCUUCGCCGCCAUGCGCGCCAUCCGCAGCGCGCGACCCGACGCGCAGGUGCUCAUCGUGGCGGCCGAGCCCGCGCUGCCCUACAUGCGCCCGCCGCUCAGCAAGGAGCUGUGGCGCGAGCGCGACCUGGCGCGCCAGGCCACGCGCCCCGACGCGCUCGCCUUCCGCCAGUGGAACGGCCGCCGCCGCCCCGUGCUCUACGAGCCCGCCGCCUUCUACACGCCGCCCGAGCGUCUGCGCGAUGCCGCACCCGGCGCCGGCGUGGCGCGCGGCUGGCGCGUGGUGCGCCUCGACCCCGCGCGCCACGCGGCCGAGCUGGCGGCGGGUGCGGGACCGGCGGGCGCGCGCCAUACGCUCACUUACGACAGGGCGCUGGUGGCGACGGGCGCGCGGCCGCGGCGCGUGGCGGCGCUGCGCGCGGCGGCCGCGGCGGGGCGCUCGCUGGCGCUGCGCGGCGUGCGCGACGUGGCGCGCCUGGCCGCGGCGCUGGACGACCCCGCCACGCGCACCGUCGCCGUCGUGGGCGGCGGCUUCCUCGCCACCGAGCUGGCGGCCGCGCUAGCCGAGCGACUGCGUGAGGAGGGCAAGCGCGUGGUGCAGGUGUUCCGUGAAGAGGCGCCGCUGACGCGCGUGCUGCCGGCGUACCUGGCGGCCGAGGCGGCGCGGCGGCUGGCGGCGGCCGGCGUGGAGCUGCGCGCGCGCCGCGAAGUGACCGGUGGCGCGCUGCGCGGCGGCCGCGUGGCGCUGGCGCUGGCGGCGCCCGGCGCGCGCGGCGCGGUCGGGGAGGGGGAGGGUGGGGAGGAGCUCGAGGCGGAGGUGGUGGUGGAGUGCGUGGGCUGCGAGCCGGCGGCCGAGCUAGCGCGCGCGGCGGGGCUGGAGGUGCACGAGGCGCUAGGCGGCGUGGUGGUGAACGCCGAGCUGCAGGCGAGCUCCGACGUGUUCGCGGCCGGCGACGUGGCCUGUUUCUACGACCCGGCGCUGGGGCGGCGCCGCGUGGAGCACCACGACCACGCCGUAGUGACGGGCCGCCUCGCCGGCGAGAACAUGGCCGCCGUCGCGCCGCCCAAGCCCUACACUCAUCAGAGCAUGUUUUGGAGCGACCUCGGCCCGCAGCUCGGCUAUGAGGCGAUAGGUAUUAUAGACUCGCGGCUGCCGACGGUGGGCGUGUUUUCGGCGGAUGCGGUUGGAGACGAGGUGGCGGUGCGCGGCGCGGUUAGCGCGGCGGGGACGGAGGCCGGGACGGGGGCGGAGGCCGGGACGGGGGCGGAGGCCGGGGCGGGGGCGGAGGCCGGGGCGGAGGCGGGGGCGGAGGCGGAGGCCGGGGCAGGGGCGGCGGCCGAGGCGCGCGAGGCGCCGCAGCGCUUCGAGCGCGGCGUGGUGUUCUACCUGCGCGACAAGCGCGUGGUGGGCGUGCUGCUGUGGAACCUCUUUAACCGCAUGCACGUCGCGAGACAGGUGUUGGCGCACGGCGAGUUUGAAGAUCUCUUUGAAGUCGCUAAACUAUUUUCACCGCAUGAGGAAGAU